GUAGUGCGCCAUUUCGUUGCGUGCCAACCGCCAAUAAAAUCCCACAAAGAAGAAGAAUGGCAGCUGCCACAAUGAAAGGACCCGUAGGGGUGGAAGACGUGGUCGUCACUUUUGAAGAUCAACAGAAGAUCAAUAAAUUCGCCAGAAACACAAAUCGGAUGGUGGAGCUGAAAAAUGAAAUAGAGACAAAGAAGAAAGCUCUGCAGAACCUGCAGGACGCCAGCGAUGAUCUCAUGAUGCUGGAUGAUGAGUCCUUGUUCAUCCCUUACCAGAUUGGGGGGGUCUUCAUCGGUCACUCCCAGGAAGAAACUCAGGAAAUGCUAGAAGCUGCAAAGGAAGCCUUGGAGCAGGAGGUCAAAGGUCUGGAUGAACGAGUGUCAGAGAUCCAGCAGGUGUUGGGGGACCUGAAGGUGCAGCUUUAUGCAAAGUUUGGAAACAACAUCAACCUGGAAGCAGACGAGAGCUAAACAGCCAAACAGGAUCGGACUUUUUAUUUUUCCAAAAUGUGGACUUUUACAUUUCCUUGAUGCCAACACAGCCUGAACACGGAUGUUUUUACGUUUGUUGGUUCUGGUUUCUGUUUACACUGGUGCAUAAGUCUGUGCUUUGAUUUGGAAAGCAAACUCGCAAGGAAAGCAUCUGUAAAGAUUUGGUUAUUAAAUUAAUGAAUGCAGAUAAAAUCACUGGUGUGUUUAAAGUUGUUGGCAGUUUUACUGUGUCCUAACGAGAACUGAAAUAAUCUAAAGCUUGGCUUUUGUAUCCAACAGGAACAAAAACAAUAAAUGUGAUCCAUUGGUUUCAUAUCACCAAACUACAGUGAAUGUCAGAGAGUGGAUCUAACUUCUAAAUGA
Molecule: messenger RNA, 851 nt
Organism: Cyprinodon variegatus (sheepshead minnow)
Lineage: Eukaryota; Metazoa; Chordata; Actinopteri; Cyprinodontiformes; Cyprinodontidae
Gene: pfdn4
Product: prefoldin subunit 4
Exons: 4
Coding region: 57-467 (136 amino acids)
Biological process (GO): protein folding
Cellular component (GO): prefoldin complex; cytoplasm
Source: RefSeq, a predicted model, not a curated record